UCUUAUAAUAAACCACAAACUCAAAACACAGACACACACAAAAAAAAUCUGAAUGGAGCAGCAACAACAUUUGAACUUCACAACCAAACCUGACGUGGCAGUAAAAACCCUAACAACAAAGAAUCCCGCCGCCCAAUCUGGCCGUGGCGGAACCAGACAUCCGGUUUUCCACGGCGUCAGGAAAAGGCGGUGGGGAAAAUGGGUGUCAGAGAUUAGAGAGCCAAGAAAAAAGUCAAGAAUAUGGCUAGGGUCUUUUCCGGCGCCGGAGAUGGCUGCAAAGGCUUAUGAUGUUGCUGCAUAUUGUUUGAAAGGUUGUAAAGCACAGCUGAAUUUUCCUGAUGAAGUGCACCGUCUGCCGGUGCUUCCUCCGCCGUCUUUGUGUACUGCUAGGGAUAUUCAAGCUGCGGCGGCUAAAGCAGCUCGUAUGAUGGUUAAGGCUGUUGCUUCGCCGGAGGAUAGUAGCAAUGAUUCUGGUGGUAGUGGUGGUGGUGAUGAUUUUUGGGGUGAGAUUGAGUUGCCGGAGCUUGUUAAUGGAACGUGGUGGAGUUACUCUGUUGCGGUGGUGCCGGAGAUUGAACUUCCGUAGCAGCAAUUCUUCACUGCAUGGUUUUAGUGUGUAUUAAUUAUUGCUUAACUUUUUUUGUUGCUUAAUUAUUGCUUAAUUAAGCUAUCUUCUAUAUAUAAGAAUAAUAACUAUUUAUGUUUUUCUGACGAGAAUAAUUGUAGUUGUAAAUUGUAAUUAUGAUUAAUAUUGGUCCUUUCCUUCAAAAAA
Medicago truncatula (barrel medic) is the source of this 772-nucleotide messenger RNA. RefSeq names its product ethylene-responsive transcription factor ERF023. The transcript has a single exon. Gene Ontology annotation, biological process: regulation of DNA-templated transcription. NCBI's taxonomy places the organism in Eukaryota, Viridiplantae, Streptophyta, Magnoliopsida, Fabales, Fabaceae. Bases 53 to 586 code for a protein of 177 amino acids. Gene Ontology annotation, molecular function: DNA-binding transcription factor activity; DNA binding. The record is from RefSeq and is a predicted model, not a curated record.